Messenger RNA from Rana temporaria (common frog), 1746 nucleotides. It is a transcript of the gene SRMS, whose product is annotated as src-related kinase lacking C-terminal regulatory tyrosine and N-terminal myristylation sites. Gene Ontology annotation, molecular function: non-membrane spanning protein tyrosine kinase activity; signaling receptor binding; ATP binding. NCBI's taxonomy places the organism in Eukaryota, Metazoa, Chordata, Amphibia, Anura, Ranidae. Gene Ontology annotation, biological process: cell differentiation; cell surface receptor protein tyrosine kinase signaling pathway; protein phosphorylation. The record is from RefSeq and is a predicted model, not a curated record. The coding region runs from base 177 to 1712 and encodes 511 amino acids. Gene Ontology annotation, cellular component: extrinsic component of cytoplasmic side of plasma membrane. The transcript is spliced from 8 exons.
GACUGUUUAGAAAAGUUCAGGUGAUCAGGAAGUAAGCUCUGAGAAAAAAAAAAAAAGAAGAAGACAAUUGUACAGACGGGAGUCAGUGCAGGGAACAGACACCAUGCGGACCAGACCUGCGGAAUGGUAAUUACCAACAUCUGGGCUGGUGAGGUGGACACAGAUCUGAAGACCAGAUGGAGGAAUUCUUUAGGACGCACCUGCGCUUCAUGGUGUGCCUUUGGGAUAAGAUUUGGCCUCCCCCAGAGCCAAACGGGCACCAUUUAGGAGGCAAUCAGAAUGUGCCAGGCGAUAAAACAUUGCAGCUAGGCACCUUGCCCAGGAUGGACGUGGUGACUACCCUCUACGAUUUUGACGCCAGGACCUCUGAUGAGCUGACGGUAAAAAUUGGAGAAGAGCUCUGUAAAGUGGGAGAUGAAGGGGAUUAUAUUAUGGUCAGGAAGUUGACAGGGACUAUGGACAUGGGACUUGUGCCAGCCAAUUAUGUGAUGCCAUUGGAGUUCUCCAAUAAUGCCACCAUGACUGACUCCCCAUCAGUUUUUACCAUGCCUAGUCCAAUCUGGUCUCGUCCUCAAAACACCGCAAACCUCAUCAAUGAGCCCUGGUAUGUGGAAGCAUCCGGGAGAUAUGAAGCUGAAAGGUUAUUGCUCUCUCAUCCUAAUGCUCAUGGAUCUUACCUGGUCAGACCCAGCGACACCAACCCUGGACAAUAUUCACUGUCAGUUCGUGUCGAGAAUAAAAUCACCCACUUCCGCAUCUCCAUAGACUCCAGGGGGGAGUACUACCUACAGCACGGGAGAACCUUCCCCACCAUCCAGGACCUGAUCGCCUUCCAUAAAAUCAACUGGAAGCUUCUGAAGGGGCCCCUGCUGCAGCCCUGCAACACCCAGGUCUUGUCUCUAGUGGACAACUGGGAAAGGCCAAGGUCCGAGUUUACACUUGAAAGAAAGCUGGGACAGGGGUUCUUCGGAGAAGUCUUUGAAGGCCUCUGGAACGAAGAGGAAAGAGUUGCCAUCAAGACCUUCAAACAAGAGGACCUGAACAGAAGUGACAUGGAGAAGGAGAUAAACGCGCUCAAGUCGCUGUGUCACCGGAACCUCAUCCGUCUCCUGGCUGUGUGUUCCAUUGGAGAGCCAGUCUACAUUGUCACCGAACUCAUGACCAAGGGAAACCUCCAAGAUUAUCUUAAAGGUGUAGAAGGGAAGCGCCUGAGAAAUUCCGAUUUUUUGAACAUAAUCUCCCAGGUUGCAGAUGGAAUGGCGUACCUGGAGAAGAAACAUGUGGUCCACAGGGACCUGGCCACAAGGAACAUUCUGGUCGGGGAUAACCUCAUUUGUAAGAUAGCUGACUUUGGACUGGCUCGCUUGCUGAAGGAUGAUAUGUACUCCCCAGAAAACAACCGAACCAUACCAAUAAGAUGGACAGCACCGGAGGCUCUUUCCCACUGUAAAUAUUCUACCAAGUCUGAUGUUUGGUCCUUUGGGGUCUUGAUUUAUGAAUUGUACACAUACGGCGAAACGCCAUACAAAGGGUGGAAUAACCGGGAUGUCUACGCUAAAGUCUCCCAUGGCUACAGACUUCCUCAGCCGGUGAACUGCAAAAUGGAAAUUUACAAUUUGAUGCUGCUUUGCUGGAAGGACAAGCCUCAGGACAGGCCCAGCUUCCAGGAACUGGUGGAAACACUAACGGUCAUCGAGAGGAUUGUUCGAUGACAAACUGGACUUUGAAAAAAUUUGAACAGUUAAG